GAAUUGAAAUCUUGAAGUAGUCAGUUCUUUUGGUCAGUCAUUAUUUUCAAAUUGUCGCUAAUGUUCAGAUCUAAAUUUUAAAAUUUUCAUUUAAUUUUUUCUUUGAUCAAUUACCAUGAAAUUAUCUUCAAGUGAAAAACAAACAUUAACGGAUCGUGGUUACACGUUGUCAUCAAAAAUCGGUGAAGGCGCGUACUCAGAGGUUUAUUUAAGCACAUACAAACAGUCACCCCACAAAUUAGCGUGUAAAAUCGUCGAUGUUCCAAAAUCAAGUGCGACCUACGUAAAUAAAUUCUUACCAAGAGAGCUGAACAUUUUGAUGAGCGUUAAGUCUCCGUACAUCGUUCAUAUCCACAGCAUUUUUCGACGAAAUUUAAAAUAUUUCAUUUUUAUGCGUCAUGCAGAAAAAGGCGAUCUAAUGGACUGGAUUAUUGCGCAUGGUGCCGUGUCGCAGAUUCAAUCGAAAUUGUGGGGUAAACAAAUCGUUGAGGGUCUACAGUACCUGCAUCAAAAUUCAAUAGCCCACAGGGACCUUAAGUGCGAAAAUAUACUGAUCACAGCAAGGAAUAACGUGAAGCUAACGGAUUUCGGUUUCAGCAGAUACAUUACCGAUACCGAAUCUGAUUCAAAAGAUGAUUACAAUGGCUACAGCGAAACGUUUUGUGGUUCAUUGUUAUAUGUUGCACCGGAAAUCGUAAGAGGGGUCGCUUACAAUCCAUAUAAAUCGGACAUGUGGUCAUUGGGUGUUGUUAUAUUUACUAUGUUAAAUUGUAAAGUGCCUUUCAACGAAACCCAUCCAUCGAUCAUAUACAAGUUGCAGAUGAGUCAGAAAUAUCGAUUCAAUGAACGUGUCAAUUCAGACGAAGUUAAACGUUUAAUUAAAAGACUGUUGCAACCGAAUCCGAAGGAGCGACCUUCGAUUGAUACCGUACUAGCAGAUCAUUGGUUUGAGACGGACACUUCGACUGAAGGAUUAUUAAGUAGCAUGAACCUUGAAGAUAAUUCGACGGAAGGUGAUGCAACAAAUGUAAAACAAGUGAAAGAACCUAAUCCUCCAUUAGUGGUGAUAAUGCGAACUGAUGACAGUUUAGAUGUUUCAGAGAGUAAAAUUGACAUAGACCAACCGAACAGGGAAGUUGAAGAGAUUGAGGAGACCGAAGACGAGAUGACUGACUCACAUACAGGUAUCCGAAUAAUCUCUAAAAGUACAAUUAACGAUGCGUAGAGAUUUUUGGUGCUGCUGGUUGGAAGACGUGUAUAGGUGGUAGAAAAAGUCCUUAAUUUUUUGGUUUCAAAAUUGGUAAAUAAAUUCGUUUCACAAGGAAAUUGUUUAUCUACAACCGAUGAACAUU
This is a messenger RNA of Bradysia coprophila, 1352 nucleotides long. Its product is annotated as testis-specific serine/threonine-protein kinase 3-like. Gene Ontology annotation, molecular function: ATP binding; tau-protein kinase activity. Gene Ontology annotation, biological process: intracellular signal transduction; microtubule cytoskeleton organization; protein phosphorylation. The record is from RefSeq and is a predicted model, not a curated record. NCBI's taxonomy places the organism in Eukaryota, Metazoa, Arthropoda, Insecta, Diptera, Sciaridae. Gene Ontology annotation, cellular component: cytoplasm; nucleus.